UCACAUGUUAUAUUUGAUGAAAUGAGAUUGAUUUAAAGUUUAAUAGAUUUUUGUCAUUACAAGAGAUAAAACAAUAGGUGAAAUUAUAGAGAAUAUGCUUGUAGAAUUUUGGUCAUUAGUUUCUUGCAUGAACAUGUUUAUGAUCUAUUAUAUUAAAUAAAUUCAUUUUCACCUAUUUUCAUUAAUAAUUCUUAUGAUACAAAAUCACAAAUAAUGUAUCUUGAGAUAUCAUACAAUCAUUAAUAUUAGAAGUUGUUGUAACCAUCAACACAACAAUAAUUUAUUCUUUAGAAUUUUUUUCAAAAUAUUGAAUCUCAAAAAAUAAAUAAACAAUUAAAACAAAAAUAAAAAACCCUAUAGAUUUUCACUAAUUCAUGUGAAAAUUAUAUCUAAUAACUUUGAAAUUGCAAGUAUGCAUGACAAUACCUUAAUUAUCUACAUUGUGUUAAAUCUCAUAAUUUUGUAAUAUAUAUUUUCAGAAAAAAUAUUUUAAUAUCUAUAAAAGUCAUAUUGGUUAAAAUUUUGAUUUGUGUUUUUACUCAAUUGAAAAAAAUGGUAAUGCUCAUUGUAAAAAUAAAAAAUAUAUAUAUUAUAUUUAAGUGUGAAACAUCACGAUUAAUUUUCAAUUGCAUAGUUAUAGUGUAAAUAUGAAAUGUAUUUUGUGAUCUUAUUUGAAACAUCACAAACCUCUUCUAACAUUGCAAGACAAUACAUCAAUUCCACAACAUAGGUUUAGAACGACAUAUGACAUUAAUUAAAAAGUGGAUUUUAAAUAUGAAUCUUGUAUUAAUAAUACAUUAUCCAUGUCCAAUUGAAACAUAAGCAAAGAAUUACAAGAAGAAGGAACUAUAUCAAUGGAUAUGGAAGAGAAGGAGGAAGUGGAUUUUCUCCCUCAAAGCCCAUCUCAUUCCACCAUCACCAGUUGUCAAUUACUCAUAUAUUUGCUAAAUGAUGCAAUAACAAUGCUUGGAUACUUGGGCAUGAUGACGGAAGAGAUUUUAUGUUGGAAGUGGAUCCCAAUUCAUGAUUUUGAAGUUGGAAAUGAUAAGGAUGAUUUAGUGUAUGAAGGGGAAAACUACUCUGAAAACUUGGAAAACAUGAAGGCAAAAAGUAUAGAAGAAAAAAUGAACAUUGAGAAUUGUGGUGGAAAAUUAGACUUACAUGUAGAAAGUAAUAGUUUUGAUCAAACAAAAAAAACAUGCGUUCUCAAUGAAGGUCCUCACCAAAGAGAACCUAACAUGAGGACAAGAAUUAAUGAUAGGAGAAGAACACGUAAGAAAGUGAAACAAAAUAUUAACAUGAAAAAACUUGAAGAACAAAAGCAACUACAUAAAAAAGAAAUUAUUGAAGAAAGAGUGCUUGUUGAGAAUAACAAUUUAGAAAACAUUGUAAUUGAAGAGAAUACGUUUGAAUGGGUGUGUAGUGGAAAAUCGCCUCGUUAUUGUCAAAAGAGGGUGAUAGAGCCACUAUGGCAUGGUUACUUUGGAAAUAUGAGCUACAAAGAUGUUUCCCCCAAAAAUGAUGAAAAUGAUUCAAACGACAAAGAAAUAAUACAAAACGUUGAAAUCAAAGAACAAGGUAAAGAAGACUUAGACCCACAUGCAAAUAAAGAGUGCAUUUAUCCCAUAAUUGAAGAAAUUGAUGACAAGCUUGUUUGCAUGGAUGAUGAAGGCAAUCCUUUGAAAGACAAUGAAAAAAUAAAAAUAAAAAUAAAUGUUUACAAGAAUAGGUAGAUAUGGAAAUAUUAGUAGAAAGCUUGUUUGUGUAUGCGGAAACCACACGGGUAUGGAAAGAAGAAUGGGAUACAUUUUCAAAAAUGCCAGAGCACCAUUCUGUUGUUAGUGUACCCAAAAAUAGUGUGAACUGUGAAAUUGAUGGAGUUGAAUUCAUACCAAUGAAUGAUACAACACUGAUUAAGUCAACAUGGAAUUUUGUUUGCUAUAUACUUAAUCAAGAGUAUGCAAGGGAUCAAUUAGACCAACUGGGACUUGAAACACAUCCUACUUUUUGCUAUUUGAUUGACUGUCUUAAGAAGAUUAAAAAUCUUGCAUUGCAAAGAUUCUCAACAACUGUUGUAGAAGAUGAAGCCAUUGAAUCUUACCGCAGAGACAUGUUUGAUUCAAAAGCAUUGUUUGAGAAAGAAGAUCAGAGAUGGAAAAAUGACUUAGAAAAUGCUAGAAAAUCACAUGAACUUGAUUUGUUUCAAUACCAAGAUGAGGAGAAGCUCAUUCACCAGGACAAGAAUGAUGUUGUAAUGCUUGCCAAGAAAAUGGAAGACAAACUCAAAACCAAUUUCCUUGAAUUAGAAGCUCAAGAGUUUUCUGUUUUUAGUGCUAAAUACAAUGUGUUAUUGAUAGAGAAUGCAAAAAUGGAAGAAGACUUGUUUGAUUUGCAAUUGAAAAACCGAGAUAAAGAACUUCAACAACGUGGUAAAAAAGGUCAAAGCAUAGAAGAAGUAGAAGAGUUGAUAGCCACAUAUGAGAUUGGGAUCAAAUCUAAGACUAAAGAACUGGCAGAAUCAACAACUGAGCUGAACACACUUCAAAGUUAUUUUUGUAAAAUGGAACAUUUCUUUGCAGAAAAAGCUCGUAUGGCUGAAAUUAAAGAGAAUGAAGAAAGAAUCAUUAGAUUAAUUAAUGUGGAAAAAAGAAGGAAAAGGUGGUUACCAUAUUAUGCUGCUUUGCGAAUUCAAAGAUAUUGGGCAAGAUACAAACUUCGCAAACAUGGUUCUUAUGAAAAGGGCAAGGGCAAGAAGAACAAAAGCAAAAAAAGCAAGAAAGACAAGAAAAAAAAUUUAACAUGACAAAGUUUUACUUUUUAACUUAUUCAUUUAUUUUGAUGGUCUAAAACAAGACUUUGCAAGCAGAGGAGUUAAAAUCCUUUAGACAUCGCUCAACUGAUGUUCUUAUUUUUUUAGGUUUAUGUCUCACUUCUUUGAUUUUUUUAUCUUUUCUUCAAAAAUGCAUUCAAUAAAAUUCGUUUUUUGGUAAUAUUUACACAUAACAUAUCUAUAUGUCUAUCUAUAGAUAGAUAAUUGAUGAUAACGAACAAAGUAAAAGUGAUCAUGAAUAAAAUGUUAUUUUUACACUUUGCACUA
Physcomitrium patens is the source of this 3097-nucleotide messenger RNA. RefSeq lists its product as uncharacterized. Lineage: Eukaryota; Viridiplantae; Streptophyta; Bryopsida; Funariales; Funariaceae. The record is from RefSeq and is a predicted model, not a curated record.